Messenger RNA from Macadamia integrifolia, 1729 nucleotides. RefSeq lists its product as uncharacterized. The record is from RefSeq and is a predicted model, not a curated record. Lineage: Eukaryota; Viridiplantae; Streptophyta; Magnoliopsida; Proteales; Proteaceae. Bases 160 to 1215 code for a protein of 351 amino acids. The transcript has 2 exons.
UUAAGGCUAUGUUUGGAAACUAAGAAAAGAAAGGAAAAGAAGCCAACAAAAUGUACACAGCAUCUUUCUCACAUUUAUUUAUCAGGAACAAUUUUGCGAGAAGGAUUUGGACUAUCGGUGUGGAUCAGUUUGAUUCUCCAUUCCAAAUUCCAGGCAGUGAUGAUGAAGCAUGCAAAAAAAUUACCGACGCAACGACGCGGACUGCAAAACUGUCCUGUGGCUGUUAUGAUCAUAUCCUUUGUUAUAAUCCUUGCAGUAUCAGGAUUUAUUUUAAGUAGCAAAAGAGAGCAAGUCAAUUCUUCAUUUGAUCUUUCAAAGCGGAAAUGGAAUAGAUUUCAAUCAUCAGUUCAAUUCCAACCUACUGUAGAGUUCAGGAAUGAAACAGAAGUGAUAUGGCAGAUACCUGAUUCACCCAAAGCUGUUCUGUUUCUGGCUCAUGGAUGCAAUGGUAGAGCAAUAAACUUUUGGGAUAGAUGUGUGAGUUGUCAGAAUUGCAUCGGUCUUCCUGAGGAAAGGCUUAUUGUUCUUCAUGCUCUUGCUCGGAAAUUUGCUGUCAUAACCAUUUCAAGUGCAGGGAAAUGCUGGUCACUCGGGAGAUGGCAAGAAAGAGUAAUUGUCAAAGAGAUUAUCAAACUUUGGGUUGCCAAAAACAAACUUGAAAAACUUCCUCUUGUGGCUCUGGGAGCUUCAUCUGGUGGAUAUUUUGUUUCAUUGCUGGCCACUGAUAUGAGAUUUGGUGGUAUAACAAUUAUGAUCGCACAAGCACUGUUUUAUAGAAAGGGCAUACCAGAUGACUACCCUCCUACCCUUUUUGUCCACAUGCCUAAAGAUCGUGCAAGAUUGCGGAUUAUCAAUGAAAAUUUGGUAGCUUUAAGAAAGAAAAGCAUUGAUGUUGCAGAAAUUGCUUGCAUGGAGUUCCCGUUGUACCCAAAUUUCUUGGCUGACAGAAUUCCAGGUCUUGACCAGACUGUCUCUGUAAAGUUGUUUGAGCUAUUCCGCAAAGAGGGUUUAAUUGAUCAGAAUGGGUAUAUGAAGAAAGAUGGACGUGCAACGAAAUGGAAAGAAGCUCUCAGGGAGACAGGAACCCUUUUACCAGAUAAGCCUGUGUUGGGCCACCACAUUCAGGAGGAACUGAAUCUUGCAUAUGCAUACCAUGAGAUGACUAGUUUGCAAUCUGAGCAGAUUUUUUACUGGUUUGAAUCUCACAUGAGUUGAUGAGGUGGUUGGACAUGUAAAAUUCUCCCUUGCAAAGUCUUAUUGGAGCUUAUGUUGAUAUCUGACCAUGGAAUGUGUCAUGAAUGGUUGUUGUAAAAUGAGAACAUUGGGAAAGCAUAUACUCAGCGGUUUACUAAAAGAAGGGACGCCGAUGUCUCCACCAUGGAAGGAAGACAAUAUUUGGAAUGAGAAAAUGAAAAUUGAUAUUCAUGUGCAAUUCAUUGAAGUAAAAGGUUGUCUCUAGACUCUCUAUUGCCUUGGGAGAUGCUUGGUACCAUUACUCUAAUCUGAAGGUAUGCCUUCUUUUUAUUUUCUUUUCUUUUCCUCUACCUUGGCAUUUGAUAUAGACUGGCUUGCUAUAAUAUUAGUUGUUAAGUAUUCUGUUCCCCAGAGAGGAUGUGAUUUUUCCCCCUUUUCCUUUCCCCUUUUUCAGCUGCUGAGGUUACGUCUAUUAGGUCAUGUAAACAUUGUUAAAAGUUUUGAUUUAUAACAUUUGACAUGUUUUUGCUUGUUA